CUCAACGGAUCAUUUCAUGAAGUUAUUGCGAACGGUACAAUCGUUCCACAUGGUAUCGUGCUAGAUCUGGAAGAAGACAAGGUGUUCUGGUUGUCAGCCGGUUCUGGGAACCUCUACCGGGCCAAUCUUGACGGAUCUAAUCAUGAGAUCCUAGAUCCUGUAUUCAUGGUCCCACGUGGUAUCACAAUCUCCUACAAAAGAAGAAAGCUCUAUAUUACAACGCGUCUGUCUUCACCUGCUAUCAGAAGUGUGAACACUGAUGGGACUAAUGACGUUGUUCUCAUCGACACAAAUAUCGCUUCGCCAAGUGGCAUAGCCUUCAAUUUCCAAGAGCAACGUCUGUAUUGGGCAGACGACUCCUUAGACAAAAUAGAGUCUAUGGAUCCUGAUAACAGCACCGAUCGGAUAAUUCUGCCCUCCGUCAUAGCAGGUUCAACGCUUGAUUUAUUCCCUUUUGGCCUUGCUCUCCAUGGUGAUGACGUCUACUUUAGUGAUAUCAACAGCCAAAAAGUCAUAUUGGUUGAUUCUCCUUCAGGGGAGGUUAAAACGUUGCCCUCUUCAUUUAGUCUGCCGACUGAAGUUCACAUUUAUAUGGAUGUAUGCGCAAAUAGAUGUCUUAAUAACGGUAGCUGUGUAAGAAGCUUGACAUCUGUAAAAUGUUCCUGCCCUUUCGGAUUUCUUGGGUCAAGAUGUGAAAUCGAUGCAUGUAUUAACAGAUGCGUGAACGGAGGGACAUGUGCUCCGUCUGAAAGAGGCUCCAUAUGCAUCUGUCCCGAGGGAUUCAGCGGAUCUAAAUGUGAUUCAAGAUCGAAAUAUGCACCUCUGAUAUUUGUCUGUGAUGAGGAAGCUGGAGCUAUCUUCGAAAGCAGUGCUGAUUCCUUUGAUUUCCGCCCGCUACCAAUCCCGAAUGUACACCGUCCCGUAGCUGUGGCCUAUAGCCCGGAGGAGGACCUCAUCUUUUGGAUUGACGCAGAAAACGGCACUCUUAAUCGUGCAUUCCGGAACGGUUCUGGUCACAUUGAACAAGGGAGGACCAUUUCGGAUCUAACAAUAAUACCCAGUCUAAAUUCCUGGCGUACAUCGAAUCUCAGACCGGUAUAACAUUUGAAGAAGGCUACAACUCAGCGUUCAUUGGAAGUAGCGGCUUUAGUACCACAGGUCAUCUGACGUCUGUUUGCCUACAUCCGAACACAGAUCUGUAUGCAUUGCAGAAUGGAACCAUUCCUGCAAUAUGGAGAAAGGAACUCUACAGCACGUCAGAGACGAUUGAGAAAGCAUCCUUAUUGUCUCCAUUAAGUAUGGCAUUUGAUCGGCAAGGAUCCCGUCUUUUCAUUUUGGAUGACAUAAAAGGAACAGUGGAGUCAUGUGGCCCGCUAGGUGAAGACCAUCAUAUUCUUCUUUACUACCAGAAUACCAAGCCCGUAGAUGUAGAAUGGUAUGGAGGGUCUCCCCUCUGGACGGACGACAGCCCCUACCGAGGCAUCGGGUUCGUGGCGAAGAGAGGGGGUCCUUCGACCGGCAUUACAAGCUUGAACCAGUUUCAAAAAGCAACAGGAAUCCAUGUUUACUACGGCCAAGUUUACGAAAGGCAGGCAGGAAAAAAUUGUCUUGAAGAUGAGUUCACAUGCAAUGAUACGGUCUGCAUACCAAUAUCAUGGAGAUGUGAUGGACUGGUAGACUGUGACGACGACCUGGAUGAAGCGAGCUGCUAUUCUGAUGAACCUGAUUCCAUCGUCUUCGUAACCGACUUAGACGAAGGUGCAAUAUUCAUGGCAACAACGACUAACCUCACCUUCACCAAACUACCCCUGACUGGUCUACAAACUCCCGUGGCCGUUGAUUAUGACCCAGUGGAUGGCAUCGUCUACUGGACGGAUAGUUCUAACCGUUCAAUAAACUCGGCACGCAUUAAUGGGACUAACCAGAAAACAGUUAUAGAUGGGCUCGGAACACCCGAUGGGAUGUACUUUGAUGUUCAAACCAAGACCAUAUAUUGGACUGAUGCACUUCACAACACGAUAGAAGCAGUGCACCACAAUGGCACAGGCAGACACAACAUUCUUUCAGACCUCGAUAAACCGAGAGCGAUAAUCAUCGUAUCAACCAACAGAAUGAUUUAUUGGACGGAAUGGGGAGAUUCUCCAAAAAUAGAAUUGUGCGACCUCACGGGCAAUAAUCGACAGGUUGUUAUCAGCACAGGUCUGGGCUGGCCAAACGGUAUCACAUAUGAUAGAGAAGGUUCACGGCUCUAUUGGUGCGACGCUAAAGUGGACAAGAUCGAAUCCUCAAACCUCUAUGGCAGUGACCGUAAACUCCUUCUAGAUAAUUCCCAUGGUACGCUCCAUCCAUUUGAUAUUAUCUUCCACCAUGGAACUCUGAUGUGGUCCGAUUGGAAGUUUGAUGGUAUAGGGGUAAAUGAAGGUUCUCAGCAUGCAUGGCCAAAGAAUUAUAUUCUACCAGGUGGCUUUUCGCAACCAGGAGGCUUCCAUGUAUUUGAGGAUAUCAAUGAAUGUGAAAGCAACCCCUGCAUGAAUGGUGGAAGCUGUGAGGAAGAAAUCGACAUGUUCACGUGUACUUGUGUACCGGGCUACGUAGGACCCACUUGUGCGAUAGAAACCGACGAAUGUGUUAGUCGUCCAUGUCUCAACGGAGCUUCAUGCGAUGACUUAAUUAACAUGUACAUUUGCGACUGUUUACCGGGCUACACAGGCACCAAUUGUGAGAUAGAAAUCGAGGUAUGUGCCAGUAGUCCAUGUUUAAACCGCGCUACCUGCAAUGACUUAUUGAACAUGUACACUUGCACCUGUGCACCGGGUCAUACAGGAACCGUUUGUGAGAUUGUUACAGAGCUAGAGCCGAUUCAAGUACUAUCUUCACCGACAAGUCUUACGAUAAACGCUCUUGAACCUGUCGAGAUGAUGUGUAGCUUUGAGAAUGCGAUUCGGUUUGAAUGGCAGAAGGAUAACGUAACGAUCCCUGGAACUGAACACCAGCGUGUAUACACCAUCGCAUCAAUGACCCCUGCACAUAUCGGAUACUACCGCUGUCAAGGUGAAGGCAGGAAUCAGAAUGGUGCUAGUACCGUGGUUUUUACUGAUCAGGCUACCGUUUACAUCACAGAGUUAUCUAACAUUAUAAUCGAGAAUGGCAGGUUUAAUAUCAACGUCAAUUCGUCCGGGGAUUUGUCAGACAUAACAUCUCAAUAUUACCAGGAUGCUGCGGAAAUGGUCACAAAUUACGUUCAAACGGGCAUAGUGAAGUUAGGCACUUUUGAGGAACAUUCUCUGUACGUGGUACCCUCCAACCUUCGCGAGGGAAGCAUCAUUGCUAACCUGAAUAUGUACGUCGAAGACAACGAGACGUCUUCUUUCCAGAUUAAACAAAGUGUCAAAGACUCCUUCCUCGCCUUGUCGUCCCUGCCAGACGGAAUACUUGAUGCAUCUACCGUCAGGGUCAUCAGCACCUCAAUUUGUCCCAAUUUUACUUGGGUGUCAAGAUUCGGUGAGGCUCUCUUUGCGGAGGGAGAGUUGAAUUCCCGGUAUAAUUCAACAGGACGAGAUUGUCCCUUCAAUACAACUAAUGCUCACCAGCCUGUUGCUACAGCCCUGUGUGUUGGGGACAGGAUUAGCAGAGCCGUAUGGGUACCUGAAAAUAACUGUGGCGAUUUCAGGAAUGUAACAGAGCUGUUAAAAGAAAUUGAUAAUGUUGAGAUCACGCAGGAAACGGUUGAGGACAUUACAGAUCAAGUUGCAAUCAUUACAAAAAACACUGGAGAAAUCACCGCCUCGGAUGUCACUCUAGUUUCAAACAUUGCCACAGUAGUAGCAGCUCUAAACAACAGUGGAAGAGAGUUUACUGCAGUAGUGACGAGCAUUGUCAGCAACAUUGCCUCGGUUGACAUGAUCGAGCUCCAGCAGGCAGAAGAAACCACCAAUGCGAUCUCAAACAUUCUCAUGGCCUACGAGACGCAGCUCAACAACGUCGAUGUUGCAGAAGGAGAACCGUUCGAUGUAUCAGAGGAAAACAUAGCAGUUCAGGUUCGGAGUGUACCUGCAGAAGAGCUCAAUCAGGGGUUGGUCCUAUCCCUCUCCGGAAAUAGUUCUACAGACCUUUCUGGUUCCAACAUUAACGUCAGAGCAGGAGAGGAUACCCCUUCGGAAGGAAGGAGUGUCGGUGUUAUAGCUGAGGUAAGCUUUCCUCCUGAAAUCGCUGCCAUCACUUUAGGAGCUUUAACGGGCAACGUUAACAACACGAAUAUCAACAUCAUCAUGAGUGUCUUCUCCACACCUGUUCUGUUUUUCUCACCGUCGCUUCUUAACUUCAGCAGUGAGAACCCAGGUGUCAAUCGGACCGCCAACACACCUGUCAUUCUAUUGAGUGUAGGUGGGGUGGUCGUUGCAGACCUAGACCAAUCGAUUAACCUGACUUUUACUGCUUUGGUGUCUGAUUACGUGAAUCAGAUGUGUGUUUUCUGGGACGAGGAUGAUUCAGAAUGGUCCUCAGAGGGAUGUCGUCUUGUUUCCUCGAGGUCUGUCCCAUCAAUGCUGUCUGGUGUUUCAGCCAGAGCUCCUGAAAGCAACAACUCUGAGAACGUUCUAGAAGACUUGGAGACCAUGGAGAUGUACACAUGUGCGUGCGAUCACCUAACCAACUUUGCGAUUUUAAUGGAUAUCCACGAUGUUACUACCGAGUAUACCUACAAUAUCCUGAGCUACAUAGGGUGUGCAAUCUCUACUGUAUGUCUACUGAUCGCACUUGGGACAUACCUCUGGAAUAAAAAGCUGCGGAGUCGCCAGACACACAAGAUUUUCAUUUGUCUGUGCGCCACCAUGCUGGGGCUGUACACCUCGUUCCUCGCCCUGCUUGUCUUGGACACUACGCGAGGAGAUACGGUGGUGAACUCAGUAGCGUGCGGGUUUCUGGCCGGUCUCAUCCAAUUCUUCGUACUUUCCUCCAUUGCGUGGAUGGGAGUGGAAGGCUUUAAUACCUACCUGGUCAUCGUACAAAUAUUCAAUACAUACAUACCAAACUUCAUGGUCAAGGCCGGUCUUGCAGCCUGGGGUAUCCCUGCAAUCAUCGUUAUCCUGACUGGUGGUAUUGCAAACACGAACUAUGCCAGGGAAGAUGUCUGCUUUCUUCGCCUCUGGUCUCAAGUCGGUGGCCUUCUGAUACCUGUAGCCGUCGUCCUGAUCGCCAACAUGGUCAUCUUUAUUAUGGUCAUCCGACAGCUAUCGAAAUCGGCUCAGAUAGCCGGGAAAAUAAAGAAGGACAAGGAUGGGAAGCGCGAAGAGAUGAUUGAACGCGUCAAGAAUGCAGUGGCAAUCCUGGUAUUGAUGGGGCUGACUUGGACUACUGGAUAUCUUCUACUUAUCGAAGCCUUUACUCUGGUUGUCCAGGCCUUAUUCAUCCUGUUCAACUCCUUCCAAGGUCUCUUCAUCUUCAUCCUCUACUGUGUGCGGAAGCCUCUAAUUCGUCAGCAAUGGGGUUUGACCUGCUCCUGGUGCGAUGGAGAAAGUACGCAGAGUGGUGGAAGACGGGUCUCAUCAGCUUCUGAUAGCCUGACUACCAUCUCUAAGUUCUUCGGCAACAAACGUAAGAAGAAGUAUAGCAUUGGCGAGGAGAGUCUUACCGGGGCUUCAAAUGGCACAGAUUCUUCAUUGUCAGCGCCAGUCUCCAAUCUCUCAUAUAAUGACCUCGACUUUGGCACUUACAUCAAACAAUCUGACGAAAGCAAAGUAUAAUCUCAUUGGAUGAAUAAAAAUCUCUGCUAAGCUCCUUUAUCUCUAACGAAAUUCCUUUAACUAUACUUUUGGUUUGUAAAAUAGGCCCCAAGUUUCUUGAUAUGUCUUCUUUUUAAUUACUGUUGGCAAUUAAAGCACUGUUAUCCCUAAUGAGAUUAGUUAAAUAAACUUCAACUUUUAGUCCACAGAAGUGGAUGGAAGCGUGCCCACUGAAUUUAAAGGUUGGUAGAAGCUUAAAAUCCAUGUUAAAAUUACUCCAACCAAUGACAGUUUUCUGUAUCACUUCUACUUUGAGUUUGUAAUAUAUUUUAUAUGGGCCUGUUGGUCCUUUAUUUUUAAUUAUUGUCGGCAAUUAAAGCACUGUAGCCCUAUUAGCCUGAGAAAAUAUCUUAAAUUAUUCUUUAUUUUGUAAUAUACAGGUCUUUUGAUGUAUCUUUUUUUCCUUUGAUGUCAGCAUAGUCAGCACUCUUUCAAGACAUAUUAUAUAAAUGAAUGAUUGUAAAUGUAAAAUAAAUCAAAUAAAUAACAAUGAAAAUUCUUGUCUAAAUGUAAAAAUAGUAAGUUUUAAAAAAAAGGAAAAAAAGUCGUAUAACUUUAUAGCACACUGGUGAUUCCUCGAGACUUUUCCUAUCUAGAAGUAGUUUAUGUCUUUAAAAUCUACCUUUAAAACUAGUUUACACAGACACACGAUCGUACAUAUUUACCGCUGUCCAUACUCAAAGAAAUGAAUGAGUUACUAGUGUAUAACGAAUCCUUCGUCAACAUCGAUAUUGAAAUAUCAAUUUGAGCAGAGCUAUUUUUUAAAAUAAUUUGUUGUAUUAUAAGUAUUACGGAAUGCUGGUCAUUCAAUUGUAUUUUUGUUGUUACUUUUAAAUGGUAAAUUUCAAUCGUGAACUCGCCUGCAGCUGACUUUGAAUGGUCAACAGAGCCUUGUAAAAAAAAAGCGCCAUGAGCGUCAGAGCCUGACGGAUACAGGUCGGAUAACCAUAUUAUAUUAUUAUUAUUUCAUAUUAUAUGCCCUUGUUUGCCUUAUGAAACAACAUAGAGUUCAGCCACAUGAUGUAUCAUGAACAGGCGUUCUAGGUGCCAAUGAAGCUGAAUGAGAUAUAAUUUGCUUUCUCACCUUUUAAAAUUCUGUUGGAAGAAUACCAUAGUAGAAAUUCGUGCCUCUCUUAAACUUUUAGACCAAAACUUUCAUGAAACAGGUGUGUGUAGUCCCAUCUUUGUUUGGAGUACAUGUAAUUUUCAGCAUGAUUGAUUUUCUUUCUUUCCAUUGUAAUUAUUCCAAAACCUGACUGUUUAUGUAAUUUCUUAUUUUUCAUUCACCCUUUGCAAUUAAUUACCCAGCAAUCUCUCUCUCUCUCACAAUGUAAUUACAUGACUCGUACCUAAUUUCAUUAGACAACCUCGGGGUUUAGUACAUUUCAGUUAUUCAUUUGUGUUCAAUAAAUGUAUGAAAGGAUGCAAUACAUAUAUUAGGAAAAACUUCUUUAAGCUACAACCGGGAUUAUAAUAUGAUGCUUUGAAUUAGGCGCAGUGUAUAUAUCUUAAAGAGUAGCUGAACAAGCUACUUUAUAAAUAUAUACAUGGACCUAUUCAUAAGUACACAUCCAUUGAUUAUUUGGAAAUGUUAUUGUAUAGUAUUGGGGAAGUUGAACUUAAGUGGUUCAAGUCAUAUCUAUCUAAUAGGCAACAAUGUGUAUUCUUGCAAGUUACGAAGAGUAAUUUUCUAACUGUGAAAUCGUGAAUUCCACAAGGAUCAAUGCUGGGGCCAUUAAUUCUGGCCUCUAUGUGAAUGAUAUUUGUAACCUGCAACUCCAUUCUAAGACGAAGAUUUCCUUAUAUGCGGAUGACACGGCAGUGUUUCCUCAUGGAAAGGAUUAUAAAGUGUGUGAAUGAAAUCUCCAAAAAGACUUUUCAAGUAUCUUGACAUGGCUGAAAUACAAUGGACUGUUUUUAAACGCAAAUAAACCAAAGCAAUACUUUUUGGUUCUAAAAGAAAAAGAAAAAAAAAAUAUAUAUAUAUAUAUUCAUUUAUGUACUCGACUCAGUCGAAAUAUGAAAUAUCAAGGUAUAGCACUAGAUAAAUGUGUAACAUGGUCGCUACAUGUAAGAGAAGUUGUUAAGAAAGUUUCGGGUACGAUUGCCUGCAUUAGACGUAUACGCCAAUAUAUUCCCGUAAGAAUCUGAACACAUUACACUAUCCUCUUUUUCUACCGCAUUUAAAAUAUUAUAAAAUAGAUAUGUACGAUUAGUUCUUCGUGCCGAAUAUUUUACACCCCAAAAUGUUUUAAUGAGUAAAUUGAAAUGGCAGUCAGUAGAGGAAAAAAUAAAAUAUCAGAAAUGCAUCUUGAUUUUUAAAAUCACAACCAUAUCUAUAUCCAUGUAUAAGUAAAAGACCGGUAUUUUAUAAUACUCGUCAUGCUAUAAACAGUCUAUUAUUCAUUCCGAAAUGUAAACCAAGUUUUAAAAUGAAAACCUUAGCGGUUUCAGGGGCUAAAUUAAAUAAUAAAUUACCCUGUAAUAUUAAAAACUGUAAGUCUCUGCAAAGUUUUAAACGGAAUGUUCAACAUUUUCAGUUUCUCUUGUAAACAUCUUUUCACGUUAAUUCGACCUUUAUUAAUUACAUUUCAUUUAGUUUUCUCAAUAUGAUAGUUGUAUUUUUUUCCUUAUAAUUGUUAAUGUGUGUUUUUAUAUUACCUAUGUUUAAUAGUUCUUAGUUUUCCUUUCUCUCAUCUAAAUCAAUUUGAGUUGAAUUAUUGUAUAUGCCAUGUAUAUCUUACCUUCAUAUGUAUGUUUUGAAUUCAUGUUUGUAUUGUACAUGUUUUAUGUGAAUGCAGGUCUCUCUGGGAGAGCAGGUCCAGAAAUAGACUUGAAAGGAGACCGCCCUGUUGAAAUAAAACUGUAAUAAAUAAAUAAAUAAAAUACA
This is a messenger RNA of Strongylocentrotus purpuratus (purple sea urchin), 8670 nucleotides long. RefSeq names its product adhesion G-protein coupled receptor G4. The coding region runs from base 1299 to 5741 and encodes 1480 amino acids. The record is from RefSeq and is a predicted model, not a curated record. The transcript has 32 exons. Gene Ontology annotation, cellular component: membrane. Gene Ontology annotation, biological process: cell surface receptor signaling pathway; G protein-coupled receptor signaling pathway. Gene Ontology annotation, molecular function: calcium ion binding; G protein-coupled receptor activity; protein binding. Lineage: Eukaryota; Metazoa; Echinodermata; Echinoidea; Camarodonta; Strongylocentrotidae.